Molecule: messenger RNA, 18302 nt
Organism: Porites lobata
Lineage: Eukaryota; Metazoa; Cnidaria; Anthozoa; Scleractinia; Poritidae
Source: the annotation of a GenBank genome assembly
GAUACCCACUCGGUGUAUGCAGACACGUAUUGUAUCGCAGAUUUCGAAAUGGCGGCAGCAAGUAAGAAAGAUGUCGAAGGCGAUGCUCCAAAUGGCGCUUCUCUCCUGGCCUCUGCCUUGAAAACUCAAGGUGUGGAAUAUAUGUUUGGAGUUGUGGGUAUUCCGGUUGUCGAGGUGGCGGGAGCUGCACAGGCAGAGGGAAUCAAAUACAUCGGCAUGAGAAACGAGCAAGCGGUGAGCAUUUCGCUGUCAUCACACGCGCGACAGUUUAGUCGUUGAUUGAUUUUUGCAAAAAUUCUCCAGGUCAGUUUAUCUAUGGAAGAAAUUUGGGUAAGAUUUCCGUACAACUUCAUACAUUUAUCAUGCAUGUAGCAAUUUGAUGCUGUUUCUCACAAAUAGUUAAUACGAACACUCUAAAUUCGAGAUUGCUCCGAAACUCUCAAUUAAGAAAAAGUUUUCUUAUUUUACGAGAAAAAUUUAAAGCAAAUCAUAGGAUUUCGUUUCUUAAAAUAAGAAAUCUCGAAUUUAGAGUAGAAUAGAGCCUGGAGAUGUACAACUGUACCUUGCGAGUAGAGGUUUCUCUCUUGCAAUGUUUUUACGCCUGGUUUCCAUAUGAUCGUCCUGAUCGGCCCAGUCAUUUCAAAAAAUUUUGAGACGAUCCUGACGAUCCUGACGCGGAGGGCGAACCUUGUGCCUUGCCAUCUGCUUUUUCUUUUGAUUUUGCGGCGUCGAGAAGCUAGAAGAAAUCCACGAUGACAUAGUAUCAUGUUAAGAACUUGAUGUCAUGCAUUAUUUUUGUCUUGCUUCAAUCAAAUAGCGCCCAUUAUAUGAGUUGCGAACAUUUUUGUAUUAUUAUUUUUUUUCGACGUCAGCAGUGUCCAAACCAAAUUCAUUCUCGAUUACUGGAAUAAAAGUGAUGAUUUCUGGGAUAGACUUUGACCGUCCCAAUUGUCUCAGUCGUCUGAAAGUGUUUCCAUAUGACUGCUUCAAAAUUUUCACAGUUGUCCCGAUUGUCCGGGAUAGAACUCAAGUCUAUCCAAGGGAUCAAGGUCAUCCCAGUCAUCUGGGUCAUUUGUCAUCACCCAGGUAGCAUUUCCAUAUAAUCGUCCUGAUCGUCGGAACAUUAUUUGAGAUGACUGGGAUGAUCGGGAUGAUCCAGAUGAUCAUAUGAAAACCAGGCUUUAGCAUUUACGAAGUUGUUCAAGUGGCUUUGCCUGUCGUGUUGUUGGUUUGUUUACACCCCGUGAGAAACUUCCUGGUGUACUUUCAUUUAUUCUCAUGUAAUGGCCAGCCUGAUACAUUCUCUGUGUUAUAGGCUUGUUAUGCAGCAUCAGCUAUUGGCUAUCUGACUGGAAGGUUAGUAGGGGAAAUUGUUUCAGUUGAUAGGAUUGAAAGAAUUUACCGUAUUUGCUUGAAUAAUUGAUUAAUGGUCAAAAUUAAUAAACAAAUUUUUUUUUUGUAUGGUGUUCAAAGUGUUCUAAAAUUUGUCAAUGAGGUGUUCCAAAUUAGCAGUUUAGAACAAGAUGUCAAUUACCCUAAGUAUUAUAAAAAGGUUUUUAGAAUCUACAGUGUACCUAUAUAAAACUAUGGAAAAACAAAUCAUUGCCAGAUUUUGAACUGCAAAUCAGUUAGUCUGAAAUAGGGAAGUUGCUCCUUGGUUUCUGGCAAGUUUGAAAGUCAACCACAACAUGGAACCAAGUUUGUUGCUGUAUACCAAUUACAAAUUAGUUACUUGUUUGUGGCUCUAAGUUUUUACAAGUCCAGAAGCAUUUUGUACUAGUCCUCCUGGACUAGUGGACUACCCCUGAGGUUGAGCACUGUGUAUGGCAAGAGCUUUUGAGCUUUACUGGCAUAGAUUUGCUAACCAGUUCAAAAUAAAGAAUUAUUUCACCUCUAGAUUGAUACCCAGGCCCUCAACAACAUCAAGAAAGUCCUCUAAGUUAUUCACGCUGUUUGGUAAUGCAGGAAGAGAGGAAGUACAAAAAACAAAUAAAGUUUACAUGUAUAAUAUUGUAAAACCCUUCAACAUUAGAUGGGAGUGGGAAAGGUACUUGGGUAAACUGAGGGAGCUGCAAACAAGCACAGAACAUAACCAUGACAACCCUGUGAGCGGCAACCACCACAAACCGUCACACUGAGAACCUCCGUCAAAAAAUAAUUGUCAAUACUUACCAAUGGACAUAAAGAGAAAAGAAGGGAGUGGGAGCAAAAAUAACUAUAGCUACUGCAAAGUGAAGGCAGCAGUGAGCAAAAUGAUUGACCCCAGCAAAAGCACUGUAAAAUUACUAGAGCACUGCAAAUUCCAAAGACUACCUUAUAAACGAUUAGUGAUAGAGACCUCUGGCCUGCAUGGUCUUGUGACUAUAACUUCAACUACAUUUAGCUAUAGACUAUCUAAAAGUCGUCUAUUUUUUUUCCUGGUUGGUUAUGCCAUUUUAAAGGAUUGACUUUUUCAUACCUGUUUGGUGUUAAAUUCACUGGUUGAAAAUUCUAUCGGUGACGGCAUGACAAUUGACCAAUAGGACAGUGAGUGAUAUUUUCAUGCAGCUCCUGACGCAGUAUAAUUAUUAGGGUUAAGGUUUUAAGGUUUAAGGGCUUGUUUAUAGAGGAAAGUGCACUUAGCUUAUCCAGAGCUCUAGUUUUACAGGCACUCCACUCAAAUACUUAGAGACAAAUAAUUCAGUAAAAACCCUAACUGGCAGGAGGCAACCAGUUGGCUAUUUACAAGCGUGGCCGAGGAUUUGAAAUCAAGAUGGCCAAGUGGCCAGAGCUGGACUUGAACCCAGAACCACUGGAUUACAAGUCCGACAUGCAGACCACUUGGACACGCUGCCAAUACGCAUAUGUCAAUCAUUUUUUUCCUGUGUGAAUUUAUAAUAUGAUUCAAAUCCAUUAAUGCCAAACAAGUUGACCUUGAGAAUUCGUCGCUCGCUUAGUCACUGCGUGACCUCACGCAAUGAAGCUCGCUUUGCUCACUUUUAAGAAUGUAUGAGAGUUCAACUAUUGGCAAGUCUAAUUUAGCCACAUCUUAGAAGUAUAUGGGCUAUCUCAAUUGACUACCCAGUUUAUUUAUUGUAAAUGUGGAUUUCUUGUAGGCCUGGUGUUUGCUUGGUGGUUUCUGGACCAGGUUUAUUACAUGCUCUUGGAGGAAUGGCAAAUGCAAUGAGUAACUGCUGGUAAGUCUGUCUGUUAUAUACCUAAAGUAGAUGUAAGAAUAAUUUAUUUUGAUAUUGUACCAUGUAGAAUGUAAAAUUGUAAGUUUUACCUCAGGCUUGUAUCAUCAGUAAGAGUAUUAUUUUGUUAGCAACACUUACCUGCAGUGAACCCUCAAGACCUAAAUAUAUAUAUUCCUUUUGAUGUUCAUGCACGUGUACAGUUUUAGAAGCUUUAGCUGGUGGGAAGGCCUGUGUAUUUCAAUUUAUUAUUUAUUCAAAAUAUUAUUUCACCAUUUCUGAUUGGCCUUAGUCUCCUGGAUAAUUCUUUAUAACUAGCUAGCACUGAUGAAAUUGGAAGAUGUGAGUGAUAUGGGCGCUUUCCAUAAUUUUUUAGUCAAAUUUCCGGAAUUUCCGGUUCGGCAGUAAAUGGAACACGUUUCGUCGGUUCAUCCCACUGGAAAAUUCCCAGAAAAAGUGGAAAAUCUAAAAAGGUGGGCUUGUUUUCCCGGUUGGAAUUUCCGAACGGAAUGUCGUGUUCCAUUUAUGUUUCUCGUAGUUUGUACCAGUUCCAGGUCCACUGUUGGGCACCGCGACGUACCGGGGUUUACGACCAAAUGGAGCAACUUUUUACCAAUCGGAAAUUCCACUUUUGCUCCCACCGAAAUUUCCGGGUUUUUUUCCUAAAUGGAAAGCGCCCAUACCUACCACUGAUACCAUGGUGUAUUGCCUCAACACACAAUCACAACUUUGUUUCGUGAAAGUAGUAUGGCACCCUUGAGUUCACGGUGAUCCAAAUACAAGGCCGAAUUUCUGACUAUAAAACUGAAUGGAGGAAAUGCAAAAAUUACCCAAAAAUGUUUCUUGGUAAAUGUCAUCUACUUUUUGAGGAGUAUUGUUUCUGAUGAUGUUCUGAAGAAAAAUAUGAGAAGGAUGUAUUAAGUUUGUUUAACUUAGAAAUAUUUUGAAUUAAUAAUAAAACAAAUUAUUUAAUUUAUUAGGCUUAUGUACAAUGUAUGAUACCAAGAAUUUUGCAGAUCUCAGAGGCUGUUAAGGCCUCGGUGGAUCACACCCUCCUCAAUCUGUAUAAUUCUUCACAUAGAGAGGCUUCGCACUCACCUUGAAAGUCCUUGAAUUUUCUACAAAAAAUUCAAGGACUCGAAAUUCUUUGAAAAUUGCAAUCGGUUCUGAAAAGUCCCUGAAUUUUGGUGCUAACUUUAUUUAUCCAACCCAAAGGAAAAGGAACAAACACAGAAAGACCUUCAGGAUAAAAUUGCCUGUGUUGUGGUAGAACUCAAGGUCUUUUUUGCACUGAAUGGAGUCCUUGAAAAAUGGAAGAUGUGUCCUUGAAAGUCCUUGAAAAGUCCUUGGGUACGAACCAUGCAUAGACAUUUGCACAUUUCAAAUUAAUAUCAUUAAAUUAUUAUUAUUAUUAAAUGUGAAUAGCAAUAUUUAAGUCUUAGUACAUUAUUGCACUUCUUUGUCUGUGUGUCUGUUUCUUUAGGCCAGUUCUAGUAAUUGGUGGUUCAUGUGAUGUGGAUCAAGAAAGUAUGGGUGCUUUUCAAGAAUUUCCACAAGUAAGUAGUGGGUCGUUUAAUAAGUAGAAGAACUGUUUUUCGUUGUUGUGGUUCCUUGGUAAGGCCUUUCUGGAAAUAGUAAAAUCCCGUAUAUUCCAGGUUACUUUUGACCAUCUUUAUUUUUGCACAAUACAAUGUGUGAAAAUUACAGUUAAUUAUUCUUUCAUCAUCUUGUUGUCCCUUUUUGCCUUGUUUUGCAGGUUGAAGCAGCAAGACUUUACACUAAGUACUCUGCACGACCAGGAAGCGUAGGGCAAAUACCCUUCUUUGUUGAAAAGGUACUGCAUAUUUUUGAUACGUACCUGUAUUUACAUUUAAUAUUAUUUUCAUAAGCUGAUACAAUCUACAGUUUUGAAAAUCCUUUCACAUGUUAGUUAUAGUUUUGGUGCGAGGAAAGUCUGUCAUGGUCACUAAGAUCAAUUAAUAUUGUGAUACAGAGACCUUCUUAGGUGGGGGUUUUGCGUAUUGAAUGAAGAAGAGGUCAUGUCACUGUCACUCUUUCACUAUUUUAUUUGUGAUUUUACUCGUCGUUGUCACAGUUUCAACCCAUCUUCAUGUCAUUUGUGGCCAUUUCAUCAAGAAUCUUAAUUAUGUCACCAUUUAAAGGCCAUGUUGCUUGUCAGGAUUUUACUCUAACAGGGCAUCAAUACACACAUGUACAUAUAAUGUCUCUCUAGGUUAAGAACAUUGUUAUAUUUAAUCAAUAUCAAUAUUUUGGUCUAGGUGUUAUUAAUCAGUGAAUUAGUCCAAUGAAUUUGUCUGUAUGUGGAAAGAAACUAAAUUGUAUAAUUGAAGUGUUAUUGUUACAAUUUUAAAAUGAUUUAAGUAUAUUUACCAUGUUUAGUUUUAAAAGAUCCUUAUUAGAAACUCCUUUUAUAUGCCAAAAAUAAUGGUUAUUAAUAAAUUCUUAAAGUUAAAGAAGGGUUUUAAUCCUUGUAAAAAUAUGAACAAGCUUAAGUGUAUAAAUAGUUACCAUGAUCAUGUUGAUUUUUUAGUCAUAUCUUUAAAAUAAAAUAAUCUCUUUUUUACGUAUAGGCGGUACGAACAAGUUUGUAUGGCAGACCUGGUGCUUGUUAUCUGGACCUGCCAGGAAAUAUGAUUACUGAAACCAUUGCAGCUUGUAAGGCAAGGUGACUGUUCAUAAAAGCUAGCCUGCGUAGCAAGCGUUUCUGUACGGUUUAGGAGAAAAGAACGAGAAACGAGAGUCAAAAAAGACAGCGAAAAAAGUGGCUCAAGUAAAAGAGCGGGGAGGGGGUGGGGAAGAAAGGAAGGAAAUGCUUGCAGACAAACCCCGGGAUUUUGAAAACCACCCACCUGGUCUGUCUCGCCUGAGUUCGCGAACCGACAUUUGAUGCUGUCAUAAUUGACCAAUAAAAUGUCUGGCCUUCCGUGAAGCUGAAAAGAACUUUAGAGGACUCGUUUGUGAAAUCAUUAUAAAUUUUUUUUUUUGUAUUUUGGAGCGCGUGGACGGCGUUGAUGGUUAAAUCUCAAUGAAUCCGAACGAUCAAUGCAGGCUUUGUACAUUUGUCUUCUUAAUCCGUCUAAAAGGAAGGACCGCGAGGGUGAAUGAAGAUUUAAAGUUUUAGCUCUAAACCUCCAGAAAGUUGGAUUUGAAGUGGUAAAAUGUGACAAGCAUUCAAGUCUAGAUCAGCCAGACAGAACGGCUUACCGUUCUCGCCACGGCACAGACAACUAGAGUGCUCUUGUAAAAGCAUCCUAGAGCAAAGCUAACCCGGCAACUGAUGAAGUUCGCGUAGAGAACAAAGCAGAAAUUUUGACUGAGUCACAAUGCAGGUCUUCCUAGUUGAUGUAGCUUCAGUUUAAGGUGCAAUCCAUUCUUCAAAAUUUUUAUCUGUAAAUCACUAUCCGAGAGAAUUUAACAUCCCGCAAAAAAAAAAGAAACAAACAAACAAACACUAACAAGCUGGGCCCGGCAUAACAAAACAUUGCAGGAAACAAUCGCAUUCCCUGACAACAGGUUACCUGACAAAAGAAAAUCGCUUUUAGUUAAAUCCAGAUCCAGGAGACAAAUAAAACGACCUGAAACCCUUAUUAAUUCGCAAGAAGAGCUUUGUGUUUCAAAAGAAGUUAAAUAAAAUGCUCUUGCAUUGGAGGGAAAAUCUUGCCGACCAGAAUAAACAAUACCACAGAAAAUUAAUAUGCGUGUCACGUACCAAACGUGACCUCUCAGUAUGAAACAAACCUUUGAUCGACACAUGUCAGCAUUGUUCGACUAGCCAAGCCAAUCAGGCGCUGCGUUCGCUGGCGAAUGCAGGUUUUCAAAAUCGAGGGGUUUGUCUGCAAGCGUUUCCUUCCUUCCCCUUCCCCUUCCCCCUCUUUCACUUUUUGGCUGUCGUUUCAUUUCUCACGCAGUCAAAAUUGAAAGUCCCCUUCCUCGGUAUUUCUUUGCUCCGAAACCAAACAGAAACUCUUGCUACGCAGGCUAUUCAUAAAAGCUGGAUACAUAAUAAGUUCAUAAUAUUUAAAAAUAUUCCAACAAGUGUACUAGUGUUGUCUCUGCCAAUGUUUGCUACUACAUUAUUUUGCUCCAACUGUUUGGUAUUAUCAAAAGUCAUUUUCCCUUGUACUGUAUGAAAGAGGAUAAUGGGGUUUCAAUUGAUUCAAUGUCAUUUCUUUACAUGAGGUCAAUUUUUUCCACAGAUCAAUUUCUCGAUGUCCAGCCCCACCCAAGUCUUUGGCUGAUCCAUCUGAAGUGGAAAAAGCAGUUAAGAUUCUUACUGAAGCUAAAAAGCCUCUUGUAAUAAUUGGCAAAGGUAAUGAAACACUCCAAACUAAGACAGUAUAACUUAUUUUUAGCUUCAUGGUUGUUGUACUGAUACAGUAACUUGACUAUGAAAGAUACCCAGAAAUGACCAAGAAAUUGGUUUGAAAGUUUAUGUGGAAACUUCAAUUUUGAGUGGAAUGUUAAAGUGCAAUCAUUAUCAUCUCGUUAGUCAUUGUAAAACUUGUUUUAACAAUGGUACUCUGUUGGAUGUCAAUUUUGUUUCCUAAAAAUUAUUAUGAAUAUUUAGCAAUUGAUGAAUUCGGCUUUCGUAGGAUAUGAAGAAUUAAGCAGAUCGAGGAGGGUGUUGGCCAAGGUGGAAAACACCCUUCGAGAUCUGCUUAAUUCUUCAUAUCCUACGAAAAUAAUUUCUAGUUUAUAAACAUAGCUAAAACAUGCUUACCUGUAUCGAUGUUAAGUUCAGCUUCGAUAGUGUAUGUUUAGGUUUGUCCAGCUCCUCAAAUAUUCUCCAAAUAGCAGAUGUCGCCUUACGAGUUGUCUUCUUGCUGUUUUUACUAUGUUUUUAGCUAUUAUUUCACCUAGUUCCAGCUGUAGUUUUUACUCUUGAAUCGAGUGAAGUGUCCGCCAUUUUUGCUUUCACAACCAAAACAACUCAACCUUGUCCCCAGGUCUUCUCGGUUAACGGUGCAUUAACCUGUAGCGGGCUGCAUUUUUGACAUCAUUUCCUCAUUAAACACAAAAUUCUUCCAAAUUUGGUCAUCAGUAACUGGUUGUGGUGAAUACAUACAUACAUACAUACAUAAACUUAUUUAUCCUCGGAUUUUAGUGUAGCUUACAUAGCUAGUAUCUCCGAUCCUAACUAAUUUUAAAAGUUACAACAUAUAUAAUAUAAUAUAUUGAUGUAGUAUUAACUAAAACCGUGCACUAACAAUUUGCGCUUAAAUUCACUAUAAUCUACAGUCUUUCUAAAGUGAUCAGGUAGAGAAUUCCAGUACUUAACAGAUGAAUAGCUAAAGGAAUUUAGACCAUAUGUGGUUGUAGACGGCUUAGGAAGUGAUAAAAUAUUAGUACCCCGUAGGGAGUAAGCAGUAGAUCUUAACUUGAUCAGUUGUUUUAAAUAGCACGGAUAUUUACCAAAAUGGAGACAUUUGAAUAUACAAAUCAUCAUAUUUUGUAUCCUCCUGUUGGCUAAACCACACACACCAGCCUUGUCUAGAAGAGCAUCAUAGUUCGAGUCCCAGUCCUUUAAAACAAAUCUUAAAAUACGUCUAUUUAAGGUGUCCAGUUUGACAGAAUCUUCUGAAUUACAAAAGUGCCAUAUCAUUGAACAGUAGUGAAAAUGGGGUAAGAUAAACGCUUUAUAAAGGCGAAGCAUAAUUUCGGAUGAGAUAAGUUUGCCAAAUCUUUUGAAGACACUGAACUGAAUUGUGUGUGUGUGGUCAUUCGGACACUCAAAGCUACUACUCUCAUCUUAUAGUAAGUUAUUAUGUAAAAUCACAUUUUGCCUGUUCACACCCAGUUAUCGAUGGCAGUGAAUGCUUUACCUCAAUUUUUUCAAAACACAUUUUUGUUGCUGUUCUUGUGCUAAAAUUAGGUGCAGCAUAUGGGCAUGCAGAGAAACCCCUUCUGGAAUUUGUUGAGAGGUGCAAGCUUCCUUUUCUACCAACACCCAUGGGAAAAGGUGUCAUUUCUGAUGAACAUCCUUUAAGUGUUGCUGCCGCCAGAUCAAGGUCAGUGAAGCAUUGUAGUGUCAGAUGUAUGCAUGCUUCACCCAUGUAAGCCUUAGUUGUGAGUCAUAUGGUGGACAAUAAAUCAACAAAACGUUUUUAUAGUCAAUGAAACAGUUAAUCAAGCAAUCAAUGCUUUAAUCAAGAGUGAAAUAAUUUGUUAAUUCAAAAUAGCAAUAUAAAAAAAAGCCAGUAGAAUGGCAACAUAAUACUGGGGUAAGCCUGGGAUGGACAAACACUCUCUCCAUUGGGUUACAAUUAGCAAGGAAUAACCCUACUUAGGUACCUUGUACUACUCAGACACCACUACGCAGGUGAAACUCUCUCUGGGUGGGUUUUCUGCAGUUGCUGUCAGUGUCUUGUGGCCUAUGUAUGCCUAGCCUGGGUGGCAGGUGUUAAAAGGGGAAGGGAAUGAGAGAAUUUGAGCAUGUGAGAGUGCAAAGUGCACGCAACGAGUGGAGACAUUUUCCCCCUCUAUGUGCACUCUUUGCUACUUCCUUCCCCCUUUCACUUUCCACACAGGCUAAUUAAAAGGUCUUCCUUGAUGAUGAUGGUGAUGGUUAUGAUGAUGAUGAAAGAAAUAUUCGUCUUUAUUAGGGCAUUGUCACAAGCUGAUCUAAUUUUCCUGUUUGGAGCAAGAUUAAACUGGAUUCUUCAUUUUGGAAAACCUCCAAGGUUCAAAGCUGAUGUUAAGAUUGUUCAGGUACUUUUACAGACACAGUUGAACCUCCUGCUAUCCCAAGUAUCAAUUUCAAAUUCUUCUCUAUCAUUCCCAGACAUUUUUUGCAUGUUUUUUUUUUUUGCAAAGUGCAUUUUUAGUCAAAAAGGACAAAUGAAACAAAGCAAGGAGAGGGCAUAAGAGAGAGAAGUGGAACUCCUCAUACGAAAGGAUCAGGGAGCUUAAGCAAUGACGUUGGCGAUGGUGACGAGAACGGCAAAAAUGUAAUAGGUUUGAUGAGCAAAACAACUUUGCACGUGCGGCAUGCUUUAUUGUACAUUUCUUUGCUGUCACUGCACGACUACAAUGUGGAAAUGCCUAAUUUCACAUUUUAUGGAGAACGUAAACAAGCGACGACUAAUUUUUCUUUCUCUUUCUUAACUAAUGAGUCCAGUCCCCAAGAAAUCAACUCCAGGGAAAUUUGCCUACAUUUCACAUUUUCAGUGAAUUGGAAUAAAUGCGAUAAAGUUUGAAAAAACAUGAAUUCAUUUUAAAAGUGACGUUUUUGCUGCCGUCGCCGUUUUGGAUGCUAAAGCUCCCUACUAAAUGAGCAGCUGGUCACUCAACCAGCUCCUAAUCCUGCCUGGCAUGGCUUAACUUAAGUUUCACACUGAAGGGUUUGCACAACAUAUAUUUGUUGUUAAAACUUAUAAUAAGUCAAGAUGGUCUGGGUAACUUUAAAUGAUACGUAACAUGGGCAUGGUGUCAUGUUUCCAAAGGGUCACCAUGGCGGAUUUGUAAUAUUUGGUUUCCAUCAUGCUAGGAAAAGUACUAAGAAUUAUAAAAUUUGAACAUUAUUCAUUAAAAUAAAAAAUGUUCUAAAUUUUAAUGUUUCUCUUCAGUUUGUUUGAAAUUAUCAUGCUGAUAUUUGGUGGGAAUUUGUCAAAGUACCUCCUUCCCCUCAGCUCCCCAUCUUCUGUGAGAGUUUCAUAUUGUACAGGUUUUUCUUGAGCCAACUUUAAACAAAUGUGACUAGACUUGACUAUCACUAAGAAUUCUAAGUAAAACAAUUUAUAGGUACUUUUUCCUUUGCAGAUUGAUCUCCAUGCAGAGGAGAUGGGGAAUAAUAUUCCUGCUGAGGUCACCCUGUUGGGAGAUGUUAAAAGUGUCACAGAACAGGUGCAAUAAUUUAAUUGCAUUAAAAAUAAUUACAAGCUUUAUUUUACUGGUUUUACUCUUCUCGUGAACAGGAUACCAUGAGCUAAUUUUCUAUGGGUUUUUGGUAAAUGGUUUUGCUCAACUACUAAUUUCUUUGUUUAUUAAAACCUUCUUUGACAACCUAUAUGUACUGUGAUGUCAAUAAAUGCAUAGUGAAAUAGGUAGGUAGGUAGCAACUUUAUUUAAUGAGAGUAACACAUGACAGUUAACACUGAUGAACUAGUGGCCCUCAAACGUAAUUAAAAUAUUUACAACUAAUAAAAAAAGACACGACGGAUUAAAAUAUAAAAAUACUAGAACAAGAUACAAUCCUAAAUUAUGAUAUUAAAAACUAUUAAAACAAACACAGCAAAUUUAAAAAUACAGGGCUUCUGAUAUUUUGCGCAGUCGCGGAGCCGCGAAAUUCACAAAAACACAAAAAAUACCGCCAAGUUCGGUAGAAAUCUUAUCAAAUACAUGUCUGUACAACAUAUUUGAAACUUAUUUCAGCUAUAGGGGCUAUUUACUUGCCGUAAACUUGCAAAUUUAUCUUGGAACUUCGUCACUGAAACCUGCAAACAAUGUCCCAAAUCUAUCAGGCGUAGAUUAUGUUGCGAAAAACAAAUAGCAAAUAGCAGAUGAAAGUUGCCAAUGGCCCGAGCAGUCACGAUAUAUAGUUUGUUUAUUUCCUGAAGAUAAAAAAAAAUUAUUUGGUGAUGCAUAAUGUGCAGAACAGGUUUUUCAGGUUUCACAUUAUUAUUGCUCAUCUGUGGGGAUAUCUACAGUUGUUAUUUGCACCUGCUUGACAUGCGGAGUCGGAGGCCACGGGAUCGAUUUACGGGACUGGACCAACACUCAGGGUCUUAAAAUGACUGAGAAAUAAAGGGACUGUCUUUGUCCUGCAAUUGGCUAGAACUUAGUGUGGCUCAGAUGACCACAUAAACUAGCUAGCUGUCCUGUCUAGGAGACGUAAGAAUAGUAUUGUGUUCCCAAUUAGUACUUUCAUACUAAAUACAUUGACACUCAAAUAAAGUGUAUUUUUAUAGAUAAUGGUAUACUCACCAAUAAACAAAAUUAUUAACCAAGCUUGAGGUCAAUAAAGGAUUUAUUGUACGGCCAAAGAGGGACUCUUACUUGUGUAACCAACCUGAGAAAUCCUGAAUGGGCCAGAUGAUGAUCUGUAUUAUUGUUUACUAGUUGAACUCAACAGUGAUGAGAGCCUAUGGGAAGACUCCAAGUAAUCUGUGUGGCACAGCUUCCUGGAGAAAAGAGUUGCUGGAAAAAUCAGAAGCCAAUAAGAAAAGAAAUGAGGUAAAUAGUGUGUUUUUUUUAGCACAUUUUGUUCACAGUGGAUAGUGAGUCAAAGCCACUUCUUUAAACUUUUCACUGCCAGAGUGCUUGGUGGAGUUUGGUAAGAUGACGCUAACUUUUGAGUCUGUUGACGAAAUCCUCUGAUGUGACCAUUCAAAUGAAAGCUCUCUGCCUGUACUGUCGCAUUUUGCUAUUUAUUUUGCAAAAUGUUACAAAAUGAAAUUUGCAAACUUGGUCAAAAUUUGCCUUUGGCUACAUUUGGCAGUGAAAGGGUUAAAGUUCUGCUUUUAAAUGGCCUGAAGUGUUUAGUCAGGUUUUAAGAAUGAAAGCAUUACUAAAAACAAUGUAAAAUAAACAUUUGAAACCUGCAAACUGUAUAAGAUAGCAAAUUACAAGAAACUGCAUUUUUGUGGCACAGAAAAUUUCAAGCUUUUGAAUGACGCCAAUGCUAAUAUAGUGGCUUAACUGGAAGUAGUGAAAUAUGGAAAUUUGAAAGAAAUGAUAAUUUUUAUUUGCUUAUAGUAACUAUUUUAUGCUUCCAGGAACUUGCCAAUGAAUCAACAGUUCCAAUGAAUUAUUAUCAAGUUUAUGGACAGGUUAGAGACACACACUGAAUGAUGCUCCACCAGCUUUCUGAGUAGACUACAGAAUUUUGUUAAAUUUAAAAUAAGUAAUCACAAACUUAUGAUUGAACAUGGUUGAUACCAAAUCGAUCAUUUGCCAAGAGAAAAUAGAUUAUGCCCUUUAUGUAACUCAAAUCAGAUAGAAGAUGAGAUUCAUUUGCUCUUUCAAUGUAACAAAUACUCAGUACAGAGACAGGCAUUUAUUAACCCAUUCGCUCCUGGAGAUUUUGCCGAAAAACGCGUUUUGAAGCUAGUCGAGUGGUUUUCUGGUCACUGUCGUGCUAUAAAGAGCUAAAACUUACCACAAACCGGUUUACAGGUCGUACACUUGGCGACCUUCUGAUCCAGAUGCAAAAUAUCAGCUUACGAAGUUCGGGCAUGCGCAGAAAGCAAAAUUUCGACAUAGUUUUUGGGUUUAAAAGUGACACAGCAGUCUUGACUUUUACUUUUCGCUUUCUCUCCUCCCUUCUUUUUUCGCUUUUCUUGCCUCAUUUUUUUUUUCUCUUGCUGGGCAUUUAGUAGGCUUCAUUUUGGUGGGAAGAGUUUUUAGGAAAGCGUUUAGGAUCUUAGGAUUAGGUGAAAGGAAAGGUAGGUGGGUAAUGGAACAAGAUUUUCAUGGAGAUUUUCAGGUCCUUGUCACGUGGUUUUUUGCUUCUUUCUCCGGUGUCCUUGACUGAAUUGUGCUCAUUCUGGUAUGCUUUGAAAGAUCUCUUCACUCUGCACACGUGUGCGAAGAAAGUUGUCCUUGACCGUUAAAACUGAUGACGUCACAAAGGGUAGAAAGGACCUGGAUCCGCACGGGCGGUUACGGGCGGUUCAGGGGCGAAUGGGUUAAUCAAAUCAAUCAAAUAAUACCUGACUUUGACAAGAAAUCAUCUCCAGAAAGCAUAAAACUGAUAAUGAAUUCGAAGGAACAUCAUGUAAAUAAGUUAGUUAUGAAGUUUGUUUCCUCCUGCAUGAAAAUACGUGAUUCAUUGUUAGUAAUGUAACCGAAUUUUUCUAGAUUAUUAUUAGUGCUGUUUUGUUUUAUAUUUUGAUUGUCAUAUACAUGCUUUUGCAAUACUGUAAAAUGAUGCGGUCAUGCAAAUAAAGCAAUUUAUUACUAUUACUAUUACAAGUAGUCCCCAUUUUUCCUCAGGGACAGUAGAGCAAGUACCUUUCUCACGUGGGGUGAUUUUCAUGCAUGCUCGUGUUCUGCUCGCUCUAAUAUACCUGAGGAAAAAUGGGGACCACUCGUAAAAUACUUCUGAGCCACAACUUAACUGUAUGACAAGAGGUGGAAAAACGUUUGCAUAAAUGGCACAAUCAGCUAAACAGGGUGCCGGUCUGGAUUGCUACCAGAGAAAUGUCCAGACAAGGCAUUUAUCUGCAGGUGUCUUGUCUUGUCUUAUUUCUUGGUUGUUUUUGUUUGGAAUUUUGUAUAAAGGUUGACAUGGGUUUUUCUGUCAGUCUACAGGUAUAAUUCAGGUCUGCCAACAGUUGCUCAAUGGGUGGAUAAAUAUCCACCAGAAAAAUCACUGUACAUUGGAUAGUGCAAUAGGUUUCCCUAACACUUGUCCAGUGGAUUGUGGAUUACACUAUCCCUCUAUUGAACAACUGGUCUUCUACCAUGAUACCCUCCCCCCUCAAGGUAUUUUCCCAAAGGACAGUAUACUCCCUAUCAGCAGUAAGCUGAAGGCUUGUGCUUGACAAUCUUUUGUACUUUCCCAGCUUAAAAAGCAUUUACCACAUGACUGUAUAAUAGUUAAUGAAGGUGCCAACACUAUGGACAUUGGACGGACAAUGAUGCCAAAUCAACUUCCCAGGAAAAGGUCUGCUUAGCUGUGUAUUUGUACAGUUUCAUUAUUGUUGACAACUGUUUUAAUUGGAUAGAAGAAAGGAGUACACACAAUAAACUUGUCCAUUGUACCUUUGUCUGUAAUAAUAAUAAUAAUAAUAAUAAUAAUAAUAAUAAUGAUGAUUAUUAUAAAGAAAGUCGAGGGUCUCUUAUAUGAGUCAAUUCGUAGAAAUAUGGACCCUUAGAUUGUUCCAUGAAAAGGAGCACGUGUUCACAUGCAUUCAUUUGAUUUGCAAGGCAAAUCUGUCGAACUCAAACUCAAUUUUGUAUCCACACUCUGAUCUACAUGUAAACAUCUCUAUUUUUAUGCGUCUUACCCUCACUAUUUUUGCUUGGUAUUCUUUUUGCCCAUUCAUUUCUUUAACUAGCAAAGUUUAGUGGCAAGUUUUCUUAGAAAUUUGUGUUUGGCUGACCUAAGUUCUAAAAUUGUGCCCCUUUCAGAACUGCCAUUGGUUAAGUGGUACCGUCACGCGUAACUUGAAAUGGUGUGUUCUAUGAUAGUUGAGCUUAAGAAAACAGCUGACAUUUUGCGAUGGCAUCGCUAGUUUCCUCACAAAAUGACGUCCGAGGAAACAUGGCAGAAAGUCCAUGCUGAAGACGUGUCACUACCCAGAUCUGGGUAGUGCUUCUUAUUGGUUUAAAAUUUGUUUCAUUCAAUCGGAUGCAUGACUACCGAGAGCUUGGUAGUGACAUGUGAUCAGUAUGGAAUUUCUGUGCUUGUUUCUCAGAUGUCAUUUCCCAAGAAACCUUGUGGUGGCAUCACAAAGUGUCUGCUGUUUUCUCAAUUAAUGAUAACCGCACCGCGUGUAGUGUGUUUUGAAGUAUUUCUUUAUACUCUUUGCAAAUGACAUGGAAAGGGAAUGACAAUAGCCCAUUUUCGCGUCACACUUAGCUUUUUCUUUCAUGUUGGACCUUUUUAGAUUAGAUGCAGGCACAUUUGGUACAAUGGGAGUCGGAAUUGGGUUUGCUAUUGCUGCAGCCCUGCUAGCUGAAAGCCAAACAGAUGCUUCACGUACCCCCAGGAGGGUUGUGUGUGUACAAGGUGACAGUGCAUUUGGAUUUUCAGGAAUGGAACUUGAAACUGCAUGCAGGUGCUUAUCAUAGUUUUGAUUUAAGAAUUUAAUGAAAUUCACGGACAGAUUUAGGGGUGGGGUCCCUAUAGCCCUGCCUUAUUUUUAAGGUAAACCGCGGCCUGCAGGACCAAGAAAAAUUAUUUUCGAGGCUGGGCCAUGAUAUUAUCUUAGGGACUGAAUGAGAGGAUCCCCACUAACUUAAAAAAUCAGAAAUUCAUGUGUCUGAGAUAAACACUUUUCGCGCCAAUUUGUUAUCCUUAGCAUUUAUUUUCGUGCUAGUCAGCAAUAGGGAGGAGUUAUGUUCGGGUAGCUAAAGCUACAUUGACAAAAAACGAUGAUGAUGAUGAUGAUGAUGAUGAGUAUUUAAAGUGUAGCCACUGUACUGAGAAAAAAAUGCCAUCAGUAGAAAUCUUAGCAAGUUUGUACUACUCCUGAAAACGUCUUUCAUGAAAGUUUUUUGUUCCUUCUUUUUUUAAAAAAUGUCCUGGAAUAAUAUUGACUUAGUUUAUUGGUAUAAAUAUGUCACAAGUAGAGAAAUAUGUCACAGGUAGAGAAAUAGAGGCUGUUGAAAUUUUGGGGUAUUUUAUUGCAGGUACAAUCUACCAAUAGUGUUUGUGAUUGUGAACAACAAUGGUAUUUACAGUGGUGUGGAUGAGAAGAGCUGGAGCGAAUGUGAAGUGGAUCCAGCGAGAGGGUAAGUCCAAAAACUGAACAUAAAAUUGAUUAACCUCUUCACUCUUAAUAGUGCCCCCCUCCCAAAAAAAAAUUUGUUUCUUAAAAUCCCGAGUUGUACGGUGAACGGUAUAUUAAUUUCAAGAAGUUUAAGAGGGAAGGGGUGGGGCUUAUUUGAUUAAGCGAAGAUGAUGGUAUCCAUUCUCCAUAAAAACCUAAAGUACAGUGGAAAAGUUGAGUUACAUGACUUACUGAGAAGUAAACAAACGGUCCAGCGCUAAAAGGUCUAUUAAAUACCUUUCAACGCUGGACCGUAAAACUUCACACGUUUUUCUUUGCUUUAUAUUCUGUAGGGCUCCACCCACUGCCCUGAGACCAAAUACUCAUUAUGAGCGAAUCAUUGAGGCAUUUGGAGGAAAAGGUUACUUUGCAGAAACACCAGAAGAACUCAAUACAGCGCUAACAUUUGCCUUUGAGGAGACAAAGAAAGUCAAGAAGCCAGUGUUGAUUAAUGUCAUGAUCAGCCCCUAUGCUGAUAAGAAACCCCAGGUACAUGAGCGCUAACUGCACAGGAGAGGUGUCAUAGGCGGGUGGGGCAGGGCGGGAAGGGGGGGAGUGACGUAGGGGAACAUAUAAAUUUGGUUUUUAGCUUGAACAUCAGGGCUUCCUUAGGGGUUAUAGUCUGCGAGCAAGCUCUCCAUUUGGGCGAGCGAAGCGAACCACGCGAGUGCGAUACGCGCGAGCGAACAACGAAGCCGCGAGAGGCUAUCUCUCCCCCGUUCCCCUUUGUCGCGUCUCUCCUCGCGUGCCACUCGCGCGUGUGCUUUUUACGAUAUCCCCCAAAUGGAGAGCUUACUCGCAGGCUAUAGGGGUUAAGGCAGAGGGGACUAGAUAGUGCGGAGGGGUGUGGGGAGGGGGGGGGGGGUAGGUAGGCUCUCUCCUCUUCUCACCUCUCUCUUGAUACUCGGGCUAGUUGGUUUUAUCAGCCUAGAAUGUAUCCUUUUUUAUCUUUACAAAAUCCAAUAGCAAAUUCUUGAUUCAAAAACACGUUUUUUUCCCAAAACUCCUCUUUAGAUUCCUUUUAUGAACCGAAAUCAUCCACAAAUCAAACGGACUUGGUAGGAUUUUCAUGAGUCGUGUGUUUCUUUGGGCGUGAAGUUGCAAGUAUUUUCCUGUGAUAGUACGAGGCCUAGCAGCUUCCCACCGGCGCUAUCCAUGUUAAGGGCGCUUUCCAAAAGUCAGAACUGGCCAGCCGGACCAUGGUCAGAACAAUCAUUUUGACAAAGCAUUUUAAGGCUUUUUCCAAGGGUUUUUGCGGAGAAGCCAUCUCCCUCCAGCCUCGUUCCCAGGGUUCUCUGCUACCCGUCCCUGGGAACGAGGUUGAUCUUCUUCGUGCAUACUAUGUAGUAUUUGACUAAUGUGGCUGGACAGUUUUGAUUAAAAGUGAAAUAGUCAUGACGACGGAAAUGGUCUGGCCAGUCAGUUUUUUAUGCCGGUGUGCCGCCCGGGACGAGACGCUCGUGAAAGGGAUGUACUUUGUCCUGUAUCAGUUUUGGGCAAUCUUGUGUCGUGGCUGUUCACAUUAUACUAGAUUAUACCAAUUUCUGCACUGGCGCAUAAACUGAUCCACUUUGCUGUGAAUGUAACUUGAGAUUAGAGAAUUAAUUAAUGUAUUUUCUUGUCUUUUUUCAAUUUUCAGGAAUUUUUCUGGCUUACUCGCUCAAAGAUGUGA